Messenger RNA from Oncorhynchus kisutch (coho salmon), 2890 nucleotides. RefSeq lists its product as uncharacterized. The record is from RefSeq and is a predicted model, not a curated record. NCBI's taxonomy places the organism in Eukaryota, Metazoa, Chordata, Actinopteri, Salmoniformes, Salmonidae. The coding region runs from base 821 to 2890 and encodes 689 amino acids. The transcript has 7 exons.
CCCUCUAUCAUGCCCCCCACCACCAGGGUUUGCCCAUCUAUCCUGCCCCCCACCACCAGGCUUUGCCCUUCUAUCCUGCCAGCCACCACCAGGCUUUGCCCUUGCAUCCUGCACCCUACCACCAGUCUUUGCCCCGGCAUCAUGCCCACUCCCAGCAGGCUUUUCCCCGGCAUCAUGUCCCCCACCACCAGGCUUUGCCCCUCUAUCAUGCCCCCCACCACUAGGCUUUGCCUCUCUAUCAUGCCCCCCACCACCAUUCUUUGCCCCUCUAUCAUGCCCCCCACCACCAGGCUUUGCCCUUCUAUCCUUCCCCCCACCACCAGGCUUUGCCCCUCUAUCCUGCCCCCCACCACCAGGAUUUUCCCAGGCAUCAUGCCCCCCAACACCAGGCCUUGCCCCUCUAUCAUGCCCCCCACCACCAGGGUUUGCCCAUCUAUCCUGCCCCGCACCACCAGGCUUUGCCCAGGCAUCCUGCCAGCCACCACCCGGCGUUGCCCUUGCAUCCUGCCCCCCACCACCAGGCUUUGCCCCGGCAAAGUGCCCCCCACCACCAGGCUUUGCCCAGGCAUUGCUCCCCCCACCACCAGGCUUUGCCCAGGCAUCCUGCCCCCCACAAUCAGGCUUUAUCCCGGCGUCAUGCCCCCCACCACCAGGCUUUCCCCCAGCAUCUUGCCCCCCACCACUCACUAUCGCAGAUCAUAUCUGCACUCUAAUUCAGAGCAUCACUGCCAGAUCCAACAACAUCGUCAACAAGGAGCUGGAGAAGUGUAUCAACUCUUAUAGUAAGAGCAUCUGGGCUGACACUUUCUACUGCGAGUACAUGAAGAUGUACCCAUCACCCCAGGGGAUUGAAGCCUUCUCAUUUGAUGAGGAGAGAUUUUUAGUGGUGGCCGACAUAAUCGGCAGAAUAUUGCUGAACAACCUCCAGUUAGAGAUGCUCCUCUCAGUGGAAGACUUUAAUGUGGAUGAAGUAGGGAGCAGUGGGUCUGUGGACAUGAUCCGGGCAAUCCCAGAGACCCCUAACCCUGAUAAAGUGGUAGACAUCACAACACCCCUGACCAACCUUGAGGUUUUGGAUGAAACACUUGUCCUUCAGUCAGGCUUUACCACGGCACACUGCACCCCACCACCAGGCUUUUCCCCAGCACCCUGCAUUCCACCCCCAGGCUUUGCCCUGGCAACCUGCACCUCGUCGCCAAGCUUGGCCGCUAAUGCCAUGCAGGGCUUUGGCACCAAAGUCAUCCUGAAACAAAUGGUCCUGCUAUUCUUGGAGAGGCUCCCUCCUGCGUCAGAGGACCUUGAGUCAGAGUUCCUGACUAUCACUGAUCGUAUCUGCAUGCUGUUUCAAAGCAUCACUGCCAGAUUCCACAACAUUGUUAAUGAGGAGCUGGAGAAGUGUACCGACUCUGACAGUAAGCAGUACUGGGCUUACACCUUCUACUGGGAGUACAUGAAGAGGUACCCAUCAUCCCAGUGCCUGGGGAUUGAAGCCUUCACAUGUGAUGAGGAGAGAUGUUUAGUGGUGGCCAAAAUGUUUGCAAAAAAGAUGUGCCCCAAGAUGCUCCCCUCAGCAGCAGACUUCGACAAGGCUGAAGAUUCAGGCAGCAAUGGAUCUGUGGACUUGAACCUGGCAAUCCUAGAGACCGCUAACCCUGUCAAAGUGGUAGACAUCACAACACCCCUGACCACUAAUCCAGUCAACCUUGAGGUUUUGGAUGAAACACUUGUCCUUCAGUCAGGCGUUGCCACGGCACACUGCACCCCACCACCAGGCUUUACCCCGGCACACUGCACCCCACCAACAGAAUUUUCCCUAGCACCCUGCAUUCCACCCCCAGGCUUUGCCCUGGCAACCUGCACCUCGUCGCCAAGCAUUGCCGCUAAUGCCAUGCAGGGUUUUGGCACGAUAGUCAUCCUGAAACAAAUGGUCCUGUUUUUCUUGGAGAGGCUCCCUCCUGCAUCAGAGGACCUUGAGUCAGAGUUCCUGACUAUCACUGAUCGUAUCUGCACGCUGUUUCAAAGCAUCACUGACAGAUUCCGCAACAUCGUUAAUGAGGAGCUGGAGAAGUGUACCGACUCUGACAGUAAGAAGUACUGGGCUUACACCUUCUACUGGGAGUACAUGAAGAGGUACCCAUCAUCCCAGUGCCUGGGGAUUGAAGCCUUCACAUGUGAUGAGGAGAGAUGUUUAGUGGUGGCCAAAAUGUUUGCAAAGAAGAUGUGCCCCAAGAUGCUCCCCUCAGCAGCAGACUUCGACAUGGCUGAAGAUUCAGGCAGCAAGGGAUCUGUGGACUUGAACCUGGCAAUCCUAGAGACCCCUAACCCUGUCAAAGUGGUAGACAUCACAACACCCCUGACCACUAAUCCAGUCAACCUUGAGGUUUUGGAUGAAACACUUGUCCUUCAGUCAGGCUUUGCCCUGACAUCCUGCACAGCAUUGCCAAGCUUCGCCACUAAUGCCAAGCCAGGCUUUGGCACGAAAAUCAUCCUGAAACCAAUGGUCCUGCUAUUCUUGGAGAAGCACCCUCCUGCAUCAGACGACCUUGAGUCAGAGUUACUCACUAUCGACGAUCGUAUCUGCACGCUGUUUCAAAGCAUCACUGCCAGAUUCCGCAACAUCGUUAAUGAGGAGCUGGAGAAGUGUACCGACUCUGACAGUAAGAAGUACUGGGCUUACACCUUCUACUGGGAGUACAUGAAGAGGUACCCAUCAUCCCAGUGCCUGGGGAUUGAAGCCUUCACAUGUGAUGAGGAGAGAUGUUUAGUGGUGGCAAACUUGUUUGCAAAGAAAUUGUACCCCAAGAUGUUCCUCUCAGCAGCAGACGUCAACGAGGCUGAAGAUUCAGGGAGCAAUAGAGUAAGCGAUGGUUUUAAGUGUUUAUCUUAUUAA